This is a messenger RNA of Molossus molossus (Pallas's mastiff bat), 1239 nucleotides long. RefSeq names its product interferon regulatory factor 2 (gene IRF2). The transcript is spliced from 9 exons. Bases 175 to 1224 code for a protein of 349 amino acids. Lineage: Eukaryota; Metazoa; Chordata; Mammalia; Chiroptera; Molossidae. Gene Ontology annotation, biological process: immune system process; regulation of transcription by RNA polymerase II. Gene Ontology annotation, cellular component: nucleus. Gene Ontology annotation, molecular function: RNA polymerase II cis-regulatory region sequence-specific DNA binding; DNA-binding transcription factor activity, RNA polymerase II-specific. The record is from RefSeq and is a predicted model, not a curated record.
UUGUUUUGCUUUCGAUCUGGACUGUUCUCAGGCAAGCCGGGCAGUAACUUUUAGUUUUGCUCCUGCGAUUAUUCAACUGACGGGCUUUCAUUUCCAUUUCACACACCCUAACAACACUUAGACCUUGCGGAAUUGCAUUGGUAGCGUGAAAAAGCACACUGAGAGGGGGGCACCAUGCCGGUGGAAAGGAUGCGCAUGCGCCCAUGGCUGGAGGAACAGAUAAACUCCAACACGAUACCAGGGCUGAAGUGGCUGAACAAGGAGAAGAAGAUCUUUCAGAUCCCCUGGAUGCAUGCAGCCAGACACGGGUGGGAUGUGGAAAAAGAUGCACCGCUCUUUAGAAACUGGGCAAUCCAUACAGGAAAGCAUCAACCAGGAGUGGAUAAACCUGAUCCAAAAACAUGGAAGGCGAAUUUUCGGUGUGCCAUGAACUCCUUGCCUGAUAUUGAGGAAGUCAAGGAUAAAAGUAUAAAGAAAGGAAAUAACGCCUUCAGAGUAUACCGGAUGUUGCCCUUAUCUGAGCGGCCUUCUAAAAAAGGAAAGAAACCAAAGACAGAAAAAGAAGACAGAGUUAAGCACAUCAAGCAAGAACCAGUUGAGUCAUCUUUGGGGCUUAGUAAUGGAAUAAGUGAUCUUUCUCCUGAGUACGCGGUCCUGACUUCAGCUAUAAAAAAUGAAGUGGAUAGUACGGUGAACAUCAUAGUCGUAGGACAGUCACACCUGGACAGCAACAUUGAGGAUCAAGAGAUCGUCACCAACCCCCCAGAUAUUUGCCAAGUGGUGGAGGUGACCACCGAGAGCGAUGAACAGCCGGUCAGCAUGAGUGAGCUGUACCCUCUGCAGAUUUCCCCCGUGUCUUCCUACGCAGAAAGCGAAACUACGGACAGUGUGCCCAGUGAUGAAGAGAGCGCCGAGGGGCGGCCACCCUGGCGGAAGAGGAACAUCGAAGGCAAGCGGUACCUCAGCAACAUGGGGACCCGCAGCGCCUACCUGUUGCCCAGCAUGGCGACCUUCGUGACGUCCAGCAAGCCUGAUCUCCAGGUCACCAUCAAAGAAGAGAACUAUCCGAUGCCUUUCAGCAGCUCCUGGCCCCCCUUCCCGGACCAUCCCCUCACGUCCUCUGUGACCCCGGCCCCCAGCAGCAGCCGGCCGGACCGGGAGACCCGGGCCAGCGUCAUCAAGAAAACGUCCGACAUCGCCCAGGCCCGCGUCAAGAGCUGUUAAGCCUUUGACCUCCCC